This is a messenger RNA of Anopheles maculipalpis, 1777 nucleotides long. RefSeq names its product probable splicing factor, arginine/serine-rich 7. The record is from RefSeq and is a predicted model, not a curated record. Lineage: Eukaryota; Metazoa; Arthropoda; Insecta; Diptera; Culicidae. The transcript is spliced from 3 exons. Bases 70 to 1758 code for a protein of 562 amino acids. Gene Ontology annotation, molecular function: RNA binding. Gene Ontology annotation, cellular component: nucleoplasm.
UCCCGGAAAAAUUUGAUUAAAGCCGGUUCGAAAGAGCGCGUCCUAGUGACGCGGUGUCAUUCGACCACAAUGGCCGGUGGCUCGGGUACGAAGGUGGUGCAAAUCACCAACAUUGCCCCCCAAGCCACCAAAGAUCAGAUGCAAACGUUUCUCGGCACGGUUGGGAAGAUUGACGAGAUACGACUGUAUCCAACGAUUCGGGACGUUUCCUGUCCUGUAGUGUCACGCAUCUGCUAUGUGAAGUACUUCGAGAGCAGCUGCGUUGCCGUUGCCCAGCAUCUUACCAAUACCGUGUUCAUCGACCGGGCCGUAAUCGUAAUCCCGGUACAGAGCGGCGUAAUUCCCGAUGAGUACAAGGCGCUGGAAAUGGCCGCAAACGGUACGCUGGUGCCAGGUCUGCAUAGCUUCAACGUACCGUCCAAGCUGCCACCGGAAGUGGUGAACAGGAUUGAUGGGAUGAUCCCGAACCAGGUGGUAAAGACGAUCGAUCCGAAGCUGGAAGAGAACGGUUUGCCCGAGUAUCCUCCGUUGCCGGUGAAUUUUGAUGCGAAAAAGAUUGAAGAAACGCGCCGCACGAUACUGGUGCUGGACGUACGUUCGGACUGGCGGCUGGAGGAACUGAUGGAUCACUUCAAGCCGGCGGGCGAGAUCAAGUAUGCCCGAUACGCCGAGAACGAGCGCACCAAGUUUGCACUGUUGGAGUUUUGCGACCAGCGUAACAUCAUUAACGCGCUCAAGAUGCACGGUACCGAGUUCCGGGGCUACCGGUUGAACGUGCACCAUUCGACGCAACCCAUCGUAAAGCCGGAAGCCAAGAGCAAUGAAGCGGCCCAGAAGGAAAUUGAAGAAGCCAUGACGAUCGUAAAGGAAGCGCAUCAUCAGAUUUCGAACAUGGAACCCGUGGUGACCAUUUACCCGAAGGAUAAGAGCAGCAGCCGUCGCCGAUCGCGAUCACGGUCCCGCUCGAAAGAGCGCCGUUCACGAUCCCGCUCCCGGAAGCGGUCGAAGUCGCGCAGCAAACGAUCCCGAUCGCGCAAACGUUCCCGAAGCCGCUCGAAGCGUUCACGGUCGCGCCGUUCGCCAUCGCGCAGCAAACGAUCACGCUCGAAAUCGAAACGAUCGCCAUCGCGCAGCAAACGGUCACGGUCGCGUUCCAAGCGUUCGCGAUCGCGUGACCGUCGCAAACGUUCCCGUUCGCGCCGCCGUAGCCGCACACGAUCGCGCGAGCGUACGUCGCGCAUCCGUCGGUCUAGGUCGCGGUCGAAGAAAAGGUCACGAUCGCGCGAGCGUCGCGACCGGAGCCGCGAUCGGAAGAAAUCCCAUCGCAACAAGGAGGAACGUCGUCGUCGAUCGCGUUCCCGUUCGCAGAGUCGCAAACGAUCGACAUCGCGGAGCCGUGCCAGCCGUACGAAGGAAGCGGUAACGAAAGCGACCUCAAAACGUCGUAGCCGCACCCCAUCGGACAAGAGGUUGAAGAAGAUACUCGAGGAAGCGGUUAGCCGAGAUUACGAUGCGGAAGAGCGUAUGGAUGCUGCGGGCGGGGCCGGUGUGGAGGAUGAUGCUGGAAGCACGGGCAAGCAGUCCGCAUCACCGCCAGCACAGGCCUCCGGUAACGGUGGUGGAUCAAGCUCGUCUUCAUCGUCGUCAGGCGGAACGAGCAUGGCAGCUGCAGCGGCUGCCGCUACGACACCGCGCGAAAAAACCGCCAGUCCGACGACGGAGAAAUCUGACAACAUGGACAUUUCCAACUCUCCUUAAUUGACCCAUCGUACGGUAU